AUGGCAUCUGCAAUUUUCAUUUUGGAUCUUAAGGGAAAGGUUCUCAUUUCUCGUAACUACAGAGGUGACAUUCCAAUGAGUGCAGUAGAGAAAUUUAUGCCUUUGGUCUCAGAAGCAGAAGAUGAACAAGUUCCUUUACCCUGCUUCACUCAUGAAGGCAUCAACUAUCUAUACUUGAAACACAGCAAUCUUUAUUUGCUUGCCUUGACACGGAAAAACACCAAUGCUGCCUCUAUCAUGCUUUACCUUCACAAACUGACUGAAGUAUUUACGGAAUACUUUAAAGAACUGGAAGAAGAAUCGAUUCGAGAUAACUUUGUGAUUGUGUAUGAAUUAUUGGAUGAAAUGAUGGAUUUUGGUUAUCCUCAGACGACAGAAACUAAGAUUUUACAAGAAUAUAUAACCCAAGAUGCCCAUAAGCUUGAGGUCCAAGUCCGUCCUCCCAUGGCUGUAACAAAUGCAGUCUCUUGGCGUUCAGAAGGUAUCAAAUACAAAAAGAAUGAAGUAUUUUUGGAUGUUAUUGAAAGUGUAAACUUGUUGGUAAAUGCAAAUGGCAACGUAUUGAGAAGCGAGGUGCUUGGUUCAGUCAAGAUGAGAUGUUAUUUGUCCGGUAUGCCUGAACUUCGUUUGGGUUUAAAUGACAAGGUCAUGUUUGAAGCAACGGGGAGAGGAGGUUCAGCUACAAAAGCCAUUGAAAUGGAAGAUGUCAAAUUCCAUCAGUGUGUUCGUUUGUCUAGGUUUGAAAAUGAUCGUACGAUCAGUUUUAUCCCUCCUGACGGAGACUUUGAGCUGAUGAGCUACCGUUUGCAGACGACAGUGAAACCAUUAAUUUGGGUGGAGGCUGUUGUGGAGACAUACUCUGGCUCUCGUGUUGAAUAUCUUGUCAAGGCAAAGGCGCAGUUUAAACGUAAGAGUACAGCUAAUAAUGUAGAAAUUGAAGUGCCUGUGCCUGACGAUGCCGAUACCCCCAAGUUCAAGUCGAGCAGUGGAUCUGUUUCAUACAAACCAGAAAGGUCAUGCCUUGUGUGGAAAAUUAAACAGUUCCAGGGAGGAAAAGAGUUCAUUAUGCGUGCUCACUUUGGUCUGCCAUCUGUUCAAGCAGCCGAUGAAUCAGAAAAGAAGCCACCCAUCAAUAUCAAAUUUGAAAUUCCUUACUUUACAGUUUCAGGCAUUCAGGUUAGAUACUUAAAGAUUGUAGAAAAGAGUGGAUAUCAAGCAUUGCCUUGGGUGAGAUAUAUUACACAAAACGGAGAUUAUCAAAUGAGAAUGCCAGAAUCUAUCAAAGCAAAUAAACGCGUAAGCGACUACUAG
Rhizopus microsporus ATCC 52813 is the source of this 1311-nucleotide messenger RNA. RefSeq names its product clathrin adaptor, mu subunit. The transcript has 8 exons. Gene Ontology annotation, biological process: vesicle-mediated transport; intracellular protein transport. The record is from RefSeq and is a predicted model, not a curated record. Gene Ontology annotation, cellular component: clathrin adaptor complex; clathrin-coated vesicle. Gene Ontology annotation, molecular function: clathrin-cargo adaptor activity. The coding region runs from base 1 to 1311 and encodes 436 amino acids. NCBI's taxonomy places the organism in Eukaryota, Fungi, Mucoromycota, Mucoromycetes, Mucorales, Rhizopodaceae.